This is a messenger RNA of Anthostomella pinea, 906 nucleotides long. The record is from the annotation of a GenBank genome assembly. Lineage: Eukaryota; Fungi; Ascomycota; Sordariomycetes; Xylariales; Xylariaceae.
AUGGUCUUCCACAAGUUAGUCAAGAACAGCGCGUACUACAGUCGCUACCAGACCAAGUACAAGCGCAGAAGAUCCGGAAAGACCGACUACUACGCCCGCAAGCGACUGAUCACCCAGGCCAAGAACAAGUACAAUGCGCCCAAGUACCGCCUGGUGGUUCGCUUCACCAACCGCGACAUCAUCAUGCAGAUCGUCACCUCCGAGAUCUCUGGCGACAAGGUCUUCUGCGCCGCCUACGCCCACGAGCUCCGCGCCUACGGUAUCGAGCAUGGUCUGACCAACUGGGCCGCUGCCUACUCCACUGGUCUGCUGAUCGCCCGCCGUGCCCUCAAGAAGCUCGGCCUCGACGAGACCUUCACCGGUGUCGAGGAGCCCGAUGGAGAGUACACUCUGACCGAAGCCGCUGAGGAGGACGGCGAGGAGCGCCGACCCUUCAAGUGCUUUCUCGACGUCGGUCUGGCCCGUACCUCUACUGGUGCCCGUGUCUUCGGCGCCAUGAAGGGUGCUUCCGAUGGUGGCAUCUUGAUCCCUCACUCCGAGAACCGAUUCCCCGGUUACGACAUGGAGUCCAAGGAGCUGGACGCCGAGACCCUGAAGAAGUACAUCUACGCUGGUCAUGUUGCUGAGUACAUGGAGACUCUGGCCGACGACGAUGAGGAGCGAUACAAGUCCCAGUUCCAGAAGUACCUCGAUGACGAUAUCGAGGCUGAUGGUCUUGAGGAGAUGUACACCGAGGCACACGCUGCCAUCCGCGAGGACCCCUUCAAGAAGGCCGACGGCGAGGGCCCCAAGAAGAGCAAGGAAGAAUGGAAGGCCAUUACCAAGAAGCACAUGAAACCCAAGUCCACCAAGGCGGAGAAGGAGGAGAGAGUCAAGGCUAAGAUUGCUGAGCUCCGUGACGAAUAG